Molecule: messenger RNA, 2081 nt
Organism: Poeciliopsis prolifica (blackstripe livebearer)
Lineage: Eukaryota; Metazoa; Chordata; Actinopteri; Cyprinodontiformes; Poeciliidae
Product: DNA damage-inducible transcript 4-like protein
Exons: 3
Coding region: 131-712 (193 amino acids)
Biological process (GO): negative regulation of signal transduction
Cellular component (GO): cytoplasm
Source: RefSeq, a predicted model, not a curated record
AAAGACGCGUUCUGAUUGGUCAAACCCUCCGACCAGCCGAGCGAUGAAGGUAUAAAUAUUACUGGGAACUUGCGUGUGCAUCGAGUUUGAAUGUAAAAGGCAGCUGUGUUGUGGAUAAGUAACAGUCACCAUGGUUGCCACGAGUAAAUUAAAGACUAAAAACACGGAGGGUGUUUCGGAGGUGGUUGAACGGCGGUACGACCAGGUGUGCAUCGAGAAAGAGUUGGAUUUCUGGGAUCACUGUCUGGCUGAGCCCCAUGCGGCUGCAGACGUAACCGAGGACAGAAGCUGCCACCAGUUGGCUAAGAUGUUUGAAAACUGCCUAUCCCGGGCCAAGAAAACGACUUUGCACUGCUCCUCUGUUUUGGUACCAGAGAAGCUGACCCGCAGGAUAGCCCGCGAGGUUCUGCAGCUGGCGUCCUGCGAGCCCUGCGGCCUGCGCGGCUGCGUCCUGUACGUCCACCUGGAGCUGGAGAAGGGCUGGAAGCAGCUGGAGCGCAUUGCAUGCGAUGCCUCCGUCGUUCCCACAUUUGAGCUGACUCUUGUGUUCAAGCAGGACGGUUCGGCAUGGCCCAGCCUGCGGGACUUCCUCUUAAUGGGCUCGUGCUUCGGCCCGACCUUCAGGCACGUCAUCAAACUGAGUCCAGGUUUCCGUCUGGUCAAGAAGAAACUGUACUCCUCCUCGGCUGGCACUGUGAUAGAGAAGUGUUGAACUGUGUCGGAAGUGAGACAGUGUCUCCCUGCGGUGAAAUGCACUUAAAAACUACAAGUGAGACCAAAGCGGUGUCACGUUUUCAGCUCUUUUGUACAAGUUUGUCACUGUAAGGUUAGGAUUUUAAAUGUUAAACAAACUAGAUAUUUCUGACUUCAGCUUCAUAGUCCUUAAAAAUUCCCUCUGUUUUCCUUAGAGCAGUUUCUCACUCAAGCACAAUUUUACCAUUUACCUUUUCAAAAUGAAUGUAAAAGUGUUCACAUUGACAUGUUUGCAGGAGCCAUAGUGUGGGUACUCUUCUGUUAAAGGCACUCGCCACUUUGUAGAAGCACCUGUGUUUCCAGGUGCUUUGAAUGUUAAGCUGCAGUAACAGGAUGUGAGGUUUUCUUCCAAGAAAUAAAAGCAUAGUUUUGCAGUUUGAGAGCAAGGCGAUGGUUUUCAUGCUCAGAUAUCGCAGUGCUCUUACUCAAAACUCUGCUAAAAAAAAAAAAAAACUUGUAAGCUCACACAUGCUCUGCUCUCACUCAAUAUGUCAGGGUGUUUUAUAUUUGAUGCCUCUUGAAUCCUGCAGUACAUGCUUGAACCUUUGCUCCCUGGUGCUUUUCCUCAGAACGCUAAUUACAUCUUUUGGAAUAAUUAGCGUCCUGUCUAACUCCAACCAAAAUAUUGUGGUUUCGACAUAAAAAGCCUUCCUUAGGAUUUGGGUAACAUAGUUGAGUCCAAAUUUUACCCAUAAGCAGAGUGCGUUCUUUUGUUUUUGUGUGUUUGUCCGUUUGUGUGUGAAAGAGGUAAUAAAUUUCAUUGUAGGAAAAAACUGUUUCAAGGACAAGCAGAGGGGGACAUUUCCCCCCCCCCCCCAGAGUCAGCAAAGUUGUGGGUGAGAGCAAUCGAGUAAUUUCCUGAAUCUUUGGGGAAAAUUGAUUGAAAAUGUGUGCUGUGAGACUUUUGAAUGGAAGAAUUCCCAUUAAAGGUGUGCAGGCUUGCCUUGCAGACCAUUGUGUGGUCUUCAGGCAGCCGCAUGCAUCGAGCUGUGAUGAACUGUUUGGGGCUGCAAACAUUAAGAGCUGUACAGAUGCUGUUGUGGUGGGGGCUUGUCACACUUGGGAACGUGGAGGCCUGAACUGUCCGUUCUGCAUUCGGAUCACAGCAAUGGGCUGCUCUGUGUGAAUGUCUUGAUGCAUUUUUAUUUUUAUACUGACAGAUGCUCCUUUACAAAGCAAGAGCCUUUAUAUACAAUUAAAAGUUUGGUUCACUCAGUGUUGGAGGCUUAAUUGUGUACUUUGGUUUAUGACAUUCUUUUUUCUUUAAUCCUUAUUUAUUGUGCAAGGCAAGUACUUGUCCAUUAGCCAAUAAAAUAUUUUAUAAUUUU